GCGGAUAUCGCUCAUUUAGCUGAAGUGUUUCAUUUAGCCGGGUGUCACCAUUUGUUUCAGGUAGUUCAGACUAUGUUCCUAGCUCGAGUUCGAAUCCAGUGAGGUUCAGCUCGGCAUCAGCAUAGCCCAGGAUGGACAGUGACGAAGUUGACCAGGGCCCAGUUCCAGCCGAGACUCUGGCAAUCAAAGCUAACGGUCACCUGUCGCAAACAGAUUCCACCUCACCAGAGAAUUCCGGCAAGACUUUCGCCACGCUUGGCACCAGUCUGUUGGUCUACUGUAGUCACUUUCUUACAGCAUGGGGUGACCGGAUGUGGACAUUUGCUGUGGGCAUCUUCAUGAUCCACAUCACACCAGAUUCUCUACAACUGACAGCCAUAUACGGCCUCACCAUGGGCACAACGGUACUGCUAGGGGGAGCAAUAAUUGGAGAUUGGGUAGACAACUCUGCUAGACUCAGAGCCGCCCAGGUCUCCCUAGUACUACAGAACGUCCUCAUCAUACUCAGCGCCGCCGUCAUCUACUGUUUCCUCAUGUUCAAGGAGGAGCUGCUGGACAUUGGCGAGUGGACCAGGUACGUGGCCUACGCCCUCAUCAUCGUGCUCGCCUCGGCCGCCAAUCUGGCGACCAUCGCCAACACGAUCGCAGUGGAGAAGGACUGGAUUGUGGAGAUCUGCAACAAGGACGAGGAAAAACUUGCUACCAUGACAGCAACGAUGCGGGCCAUUGACCUGACCACCCAAAUCAUCGCCCCUAUCGUCACCGGCCAGGUGAUGGACUGGUCAGUUGAGAACGGUGCCAUCUUCCUGUCGGCCUGGAACCUGGUCUCGUGUGUGGUCGAGUACUUCCUCCUCUGGAAGGUCUACAACACGGUGCCGGCUUUGAGGAAGAGGAAAGACUUCAAGAGAUCGGAACUUGUUGUAGAGCCGCCUACUGUAGAAGAAAAGAAAAGGCUUGACCAGACUCACGAAGUGGCCGAGACAAAUGUAGAUGAAAGCUCUCCCAUGAUCCCCAAUGGUGCUGGUCAAACGUCCAAGACAAAGAAGACAAAGAUGAUGUGUACACAGAGCUGUCGUCUGCUGUCUGGGGUCACCAUCAUUAUCGAGGGCUGGAAAACGUUUGCCGGAUAUGACGUCAUGCUGAGUGGUCUGGCUCUGGCGUUUUUAUACAUGACGGUGCUGGGGUUCGAUAACAUCACAGUGGGUUACGCCAAGAUCCAAGGAUUAAGCGAGGCUAUCGUCGGUAUCUGUAUGGGAGGGGCGGGUCUUAUAGGGAUCCUUGGGACCUUCGCCUACCCCGCCAUGCGCCGCUGGGUGGGCCUGCCCAGGACUGGCAUGAUAGCCUUGACCCUGCAGUGUGCCUGUCUGUCCAUGUGUGUCGUGUCCGUCUGGUUGCCCGGAAGUCCGUUUGAUUUGAUGGACCCGGACAAAUUGGAGAAAACCAACUGUACUAAUAUGACUGACGUCAUCCCCCUAGAAAACAGCAGCUACCCCGUGUUCACCGUCCUGCCACCCCUGCUGACCAACUUCACCUGCCCGGAAGUAGACACGCCCAUCGUCUCCGUCAGUGUACUCAUGGCUGGAAUAAUUGCUGCCAGAUUCGGUCUCUGGAUGGCUGACCUUGCCAUCACCCAAAUGUUCAUGGAGACGGUCAUUGAGAGCGAGCGUGGGGUGGUCAACGGUGUCCAGAACUCCCUGAACCAACUGAUGGAUAUGAUCAAGUUCGGCGUGGUGGUCGCCCUGCCCCUAGCGCCCCAGUUCGGCCUGCUGAUCAUACUGUCUUUCGGCUUUGUCUACAGCGGCUGGAUCUUGUACAGCAUCUUCCUAUGCCGUGUGCCCAGGAACCUCUUCAGCCGGGGAAGGAAGAAAGGCGCCUACGAGAAAAUUUAGAACAAAACGUGUGUUGUAAAUUAAUUAUAUUUUAUCAAAUAUUUUUUGAACGCCAAAUUAAAUAAGUUUUUAAAUUUUUUAAAAGUAUAAUUUACAUAUUUUAAAAUAUUGUUAUUGUUAACUGCCAGUUGUUAUAGCGAUAAUAAAAUGUUUACAAAAGUGAUUUAUAAGU
Molecule: messenger RNA, 2061 nt
Organism: Physella acuta
Lineage: Eukaryota; Metazoa; Mollusca; Gastropoda; Physidae
Product: solute carrier family 40 member 1-like
Biological process (GO): iron ion transmembrane transport
Cellular component (GO): membrane
Molecular function (GO): iron ion transmembrane transporter activity
Source: RefSeq, a predicted model, not a curated record